AGGCAGCGAGGUCCAGGAGUCUCUGGGCAACCUUGCGCCUUCCCCACGCUUUCUUCUUGUUAUUUUAUCUCAAAACCCAAAUCCAAACACGGUCAGAGACCUUCGCUGCGUUACUGCCUUCUUCGUCAAGUAAAGAGACCCAUUCUCCCUCUCACUUACAUAUACAUAUAUUAUAUUUAUAUAUAAUAUAGUCAAAGCCAACCAUAGCAAGUACAAUUUUGACCUUUUGAAGAAAUUUUUACUUCUGUUCCUCCAAAAUUUCUUAACCAAAAUCACAAAAUCCCAUUCCAAGAUCCAUUUUUUUAACAACAGGUAUGGUAUUCCCGCUUGUGAAGCUCGGGACUUUGAUCUUGAAGACUGUGAGUAAACCCAUCGCUAGCAGGAUCAAGCAGCAAGCUGGUCUGCACCCAAGUUUUCGUCAGUUAAUCAUCAAUAUGGCUCAGAAAAACCAUCAAAUCACCACACAAAUGCAAAGACGCAUCUAUGGUCAUGCAACUGAUGUUGAAAUUCGUCCACUGAAUGAGGAGAAGGCUGUACAGGCUGCUGUAGACCUUAUUGGGGAAGUCUUUGUUUUUACGGUGGCAGGAAUUGCUCUGAUCUUUGAAGUGCAAAGAAGUGCUAGAUCAGAAGCCAGGAAGGAGGAAAUACGGAAGCAAGAAUUGGAGGCAAUGAAGCAAAGAGAUGAUGAUUUGUUAAGAGAAGUGGAAAGUCUUAGGCGCAAACUUGAAGAACUCGAACAACUUUCGAAAGGACGAGGACUCGGUGGUGUUUUCCAUUUCAAGCAUGCUACUGCAGAAGCUGGAAAUUCAACAAAACCAGCCUGAUCUACUGACAACAUGUAUGAAGCAAAUUAGAGAUAAUUUUACACAGUUCUUUCUCAAUUUUAAAACUUCCUCCAAGCGAGGGAAUUUUUUCCCACCAUUCUUUUGACCACAGAGUCCCCUGUGUUACUGCUUCUUUUCACAUUUAAAUGUAUAUUGUCAAGAUUAAGGCUCUGUUUGGACAGGUGGAAAAUAAAAAAUAAAGCAGGCAAAAUUAGCAAAAGUGUUGUAAGUAGUAGUGGUCGCCCUUAGCCAGUCAUAAUCUACUUUCAAUAUUCAACACCUUUUUUUUGGGAACAAAACAACACUCUUCUGCCCCCACACACAUUUCACUCUUUCUCAAGGGCUUCUUCUAUGGUGUUAGUUAGUUACAUGUGACAAAAGCUUCUUUUUGGAGACUUGGUUGGUGGACUUUGAAAUUGGAUUAUUUCCAAUGAUCAUAUUGAUAUGGAUUUUAAUCUAAAUGCAUAAAAGUCCCAAUUUUUUUCAA
Messenger RNA from Humulus lupulus (European hop), 1311 nucleotides. RefSeq names its product OPA3-like protein. Gene Ontology annotation, cellular component: mitochondrion. The record is from RefSeq and is a predicted model, not a curated record. The transcript has 4 exons. Gene Ontology annotation, biological process: regulation of lipid metabolic process. NCBI's taxonomy places the organism in Eukaryota, Viridiplantae, Streptophyta, Magnoliopsida, Rosales, Cannabaceae. Bases 315 to 824 code for a protein of 169 amino acids.